AAAAUUCAUAUUAGCAAAGCUAUUGAACACGGAAGAGCGAAAACGAAACCAACUGUACCCCAGUUAACUGCAGGGUCUAAAUAAACAAUCAGGUCUAAUGUUUCAAGAAGGCUAUCCAAAAAUGAUUUUACAUCAAGAAAUGGCUAUUACUUUGCUCGUGCUGUCAGUUCCAGUAGUUCAUUUAAAGGGUUCGCAUUCUCUGAGUUUGCAUUCAACAUACAUUAAAGGGAAAACGUUCUUUCCUGAAUAUAGUUACACGCUUAUGCUGGAUGAUGUUGUAGUAGGACAUUACAAUUCAAAGACAUGGACAUAUGUCCCAAGAGGAAAUACUACUGAUGAAGAUAACGUGAUUGACCCACAACAUGUCCACACCAUUAGUAAAUAUAUUUAUGAUGAUUUUGUGGAGAGGUGGAUCGUAAUGGACGGGGGUAACCUUACUGGCAGUCUUCAGGUUCAUCAAAAGAUGUUUCUGUGUGAACUACUGAAGAAUGGCAAGACAGGACAAAUGAUCACCAGGAGUGCUUCCAAAGGCCUCACCACAGAUGAGCUCUGUUACAUCGACGGCAAUUUUACUUAUCAAGGAACGUCAUACGUCACACAGCAAGAGCUCCAACCAUACCUACAGCUGUCCAUGUGGCUUCAUGAGAGUUUGUACUACCCAGCUUGCAUUAGAACUCUAAAAAAUUACCUCAAGAAGAGAGGAAAUCAAGUUAACAGAAAAGUAAAACCCAGACUUAAACUAAUCCAGAAAGCUAUCUCUGAUUCUGGAGGUUCUCGUGUGAGUUGUUUGGCGACAGGGUUUUACCCUCGUCACAUCAACCUGACCCUGUUCAGAGACCAGCAGCCUGUAGCUGAUCAUGAGAUCACUGGAGGAGAUCUGCUGCCCAACGAUGACGGGACGUACCAGAUGAGGAAGAGUCUGGAGAUCAGUGCUGCAGACAAACACAAAUACACCUGCUCCGUCACACACCUCAGUCUGGACAACAAACUGGACGUCACUCUGGAGUUUGAUCCAGGUGAACCAUUUAAGUCAGUGAUUCCUUCAGUGCUGAUAGUUCUGGCUCUGAUGUUGGUGUUUGGAACUGCACUCAUCAUAUAUAAAUACAGGAGGAGACAUGCAGUUAUUUCCUUUCUCAUUAUAGCUUCCUUAAAGAGUGACUAUUCUCCUUCUUCUACAUCUGAAGAAAGCAUGGGCACAGCAUCUUCAAAUUAAUUGUCACCAAGCCAGCAGAGGGAGCUCUUACCUCUGGAUGACCUGUGAUCACUCCCUCUGCUGCUACCUGACCCGACCUCUGCUAUUUGAGGCAGUAUACUAAACACUGAAAUGUCUGUUGUUUACAUAAUGAGCUUUAAUUUGUAAUGUAAUGUGCAACAUUUGAUCAUGCAACAGACUGAUGGAAAUUCAUAUAGUAUUAGUGGCAAAUUUUUAUGAAUGUUAUUUGUCGUUUUAGCAUGAUCUGAUCAAAGGCUGCUGAAGGUUAGCUUUGGCUUCAUGCUUCUUCCAAAAAAUCAUAUGUAUUUGUACAAACCUGUAAGAAACCUGCACAAAGAAAAAUGCACACUGUAAUCAUUAAAUUAAAUUAAACGAAAAA
Molecule: messenger RNA, 1592 nt
Organism: Puntigrus tetrazona (Sumatra barb)
Lineage: Eukaryota; Metazoa; Chordata; Actinopteri; Cypriniformes; Cyprinidae
Product: major histocompatibility complex class I-related gene protein-like
Exons: 7
Coding region: 98-1213 (371 amino acids)
Biological process (GO): immune response
Cellular component (GO): external side of plasma membrane
Source: RefSeq, a predicted model, not a curated record